Molecule: messenger RNA, 1188 nt
Organism: Knipowitschia caucasica
Lineage: Eukaryota; Metazoa; Chordata; Actinopteri; Gobiiformes; Gobiidae
Source: the annotation of a GenBank genome assembly
AUGUCUGAGGAACAGGAUGAGGACUAUGAUGAUAACCUGAACUUCUCACUCGGACUAGCCCACUGCUUGGAUCGAGUUUUGUGUUUUCCUCCACGACACUGCUCGCUUUUCCUCGGUAUAUUCUUGAUGUACAUUUUCAACAUGAGAUUCCUGCAAUCAAUAUUUGUAAAGGCCAAAAAGAGCCACAGGAUGAAGUAUGCUCUUCGAUGUUUGCUCCUCUUACCCCUAGUGUUGUGUAUCAUCUUGUUCUCUGCACCAUCCAUAAGGAUAGCGAUAGGGCUGCUCCCAAUGGAUAAGUGCAGCUUGCAGAGUGGAAAGAUGCUUCUUCUGGACAGCAGCGUGGAUGCCACCCUCAGUGUGCAAUCCAGGAGUGAUGUCCAGACUUGCACCAAAUGGAAAGCGCCGAUUAUUUGGGAGGGAAUGUUUGAUGCAAGACUUUUUGACGAGGCUCACAAAAGGAAAGGCUCAUCUGUGGCUCUGACAGUGUUUGCAGUGGGAAAAUACCUUGACGCUUACCUGGAGAUCUUCCUUAACUCCUCUGAGAAGCACUUCAUGUUGGGGCUUCGCGUUACCUACUACGUUUUCACGGACACACCCGAAAAGGUCCCCUCCAUUCUGCUCGGCCCAAAUCGCAGUCUGAAAGUCAUCAGAGUUGACCGCCAUUCUCGCUGGCAGGACAUUUCCAUGAUGCGUAUGCAAACUAUAUCCGACCUCAUUGAGGGAGAAAUUCGUCACAAUUUCACCCAUGUUUUCUGCUUUGACGUGGAUCAAAAGUUCAGUGAGAGAUUUGGGUCUGAGGCACUGGGCGAUUCUGUGGCCCUCCUCCACGCGUACUUCUACCGACUGCCCAAGAAGAUGUACACGUACGAUCGCAAUCCCCUAUCAAAGGCCUACAUGGAGCAGGGAGAUUUCUACUACCACGCUGCAGUCUUUGGAGGUACGUGGAGAAAUGUGAAGGCCAUUACAGACGCCUGCUACAAAAGUAUUGUGGAGGAUAAGGAGAACGGUGUAGAGGCAAUCUGGCACGACGAAAGCCAUCUGAAUAAAUAUUUCUGGCUGAACAAACCUAGCCGGGUGCUCUCUCCUGAAUACUGCUGGGAUGACAAUAUCCGAUACAGAACUGACGUAUUAGUGAAGAGGCUACUGUGGGCACCCAAAGACUACGAACACCUUCGAAUUAAUAAAUAA